AUGGCCCCGGCCGUUCCCAGACUGCGAAUCCUGUCAGUGGGCGGUAAUGCCGUCUCCGCCUUCUUAUCGUGGCGUCUCCAGGCUACCAACGCUUGCGACGUCACCCUCGUGUGGAAGUCUGGUUUCGACAGCGUAGCCCAAUACGGCAUCACAUUCAAAUCCGCUCUCUAUGGCAAUGAGCGAUUCAAGCCAUAUGCCGUCGUUAGAACGCCAGAGGAUGCCGCCCAUUCUUCCAAACAGCCUUUCGAUUACGUCCUCCUUUGCGUAAAGGCCCUGCCCGAUGUAUAUGAUAUCGCCAACAUCAUCGAAUCUGUCGUUUCCCCACAGCACACCUGCAUCCUUAUGAACACCACACACAGCCUCGGCGUAGAAUCCUAUUUGGAACAACGCUUCCCCACCAACGUGGUACUCUCGUUGGUAUCAGGAGCAGAAAUUUCACAACUUGGCGCUAGUGAAUUCGAACACAAGGGCGCAACCGAUAUCUGGGUCGGCCCUGCCAACAAGAACGCUGCUAUUCCGGCUCAGAUUCAGUCGGACAUGGCCGAAGCUCUGGCUAUGACACUAAGCUCGGGACAGGUCGACUGCAAGGUAUCGCCUAACAUUCGACAACAGCAGUAUGAGCGAAUGAUAGGGCCAAUCGCCUUCCAUCCUGCCAGCAUCAUAUUCGAAACAGCCAACCACGCCGAGCUGAUGGAGAAGGUGGGUGUGCGUGCGCUCAUCACGGGAGUGCUCGAUGAGAUGAUUGCACUCGCCCAAGCGCAAGAGUGCUCCUUUCCGGACAACUUUCGUGAAAAGACGAUUCAAGAAAUGACACAACCGCAAGAGAACAAUAGCACCAUGUGGCUGGACUACGAGGCGAGGCGGCCAAUGGAGAUUGAAACCUAUCUCGGAGCCCCGCUGAAGCUUGCCAAAGAAGCUGGCGUUACCGUGCCGCGCAUCGAGACCCUCUACGCUACUCUCCACCACCUCAACACCGUCAAUCGAAACCGGCCAGCUGCAGCACCCGGCCCUGCUCCCCAGAACGGAGUGCAAGGGCCUCCUCCACCAAGAAUGUCGUCUGCUCCGUUGCCGCGAGGACCUCCAGGCGGUCCUGGACCAGGAAUGAAUGGCAACGGUCCUAUGAAGGGUGGUCCCCGCCCCGGAAGUCGAGCCCCUUCCAUUAAUGGCGUUCCUCCGAUGAUGCGUCGAGGGCCUCCUCCCGGUCCCAAUGGCUACCCACCAAGGAUGAAUGGUGCGGCAAACGGUCAGCGCCGCAACUCACUCGAGGAUGCCAACCUCGAGGAAUUCUCACACUUGAUGCUGUACGACGACAUGGUCAACGAAGGCGCUCCCGGUGGAGUAGGUGGGGGACCGUACGAAAGUGCUGGCAACUCGUCUGCCAACCUUUCACUCCGUGAACGAGAGCUCAUGCUCAGGCAAAGAGAGCUACAGAUCCGAGAACAGGAGAUGAAUAUGCGCCGCGGACCUGCACCUAGGGGACCACCGGGUCGCGGUCGUCCCCCGCCUCCAGCCUCUGUCGCCGGUUAUGAUGAUGAGGACGACGAGGACGAUUACUUUGAUCCCAUGGGAGGCCGUGGCGCAGGACAGAUGAUUGACCCGGACAACUUUGACAUGAUGAGCGUCACUUCGCGACGCAACAAGUCAGCUCCCAGUGCCAAGCAAUUCCGCCAGAAUCCAGAGAAUGGCUUCAAUCCUAGCCAGAAUGGACGAUCAAGAAAUCUCUUUUCGCGUCCUGGUAUGAAUAAGAACCGAACUAGUGCUCGGAUGAUGGCAGAUGUGCCAGGCCUACAUGAUUCCAUCAUGAACAAUCCUCUGAUGGGCUACUCCUCCAACCGUUACGGAGACGUCGACCGUGGAGCCAUGGGUGCGCAGUCUAGGACCAACUCACUGACCGCAUCGCGUUUAGAUGAGCUUGCGGGUGGUGGUGGCGCCAGCUACGGUGCUUACCCGACUCCUGUUCGACGGGCAAGCCAGUCUCCUGGCAACCCGCUCAGUCCUCGUCCCACGGGCCGUCGACCAUCGCCACCAAACGGAUACGCGCCCAAUGGCGGGCCCCCAAACGGAAUGCCACCUAAUGGACGACCAUCGCCCCCGGGCAUGAGACAGCCUGUUCCACGCCACCCCCCUGGUAUGGGCAACGCAGUGGCGCCACAACAGGUUGAACAACACGCAGGGGUGAGCAACCUUUACCCACCCAAGUCUCGUCCUGUUGUUCGCAGUCUGACAGGUAGUGCCAGCGGCAGUGGCAGUAGUGGUGCCAGCGCUCAGAUAGAUUCGGAAAACUCUGCGCACAGUAGCCAGAGUAGCCUGGGACCACGUCCUCCGGUCGGCGUUCGGUAA
Plenodomus lingam JN3 is the source of this 2340-nucleotide messenger RNA. RefSeq lists its product as uncharacterized. Gene Ontology annotation, molecular function: oxidoreductase activity. Gene Ontology annotation, cellular component: cytoplasm. Lineage: Eukaryota; Fungi; Ascomycota; Dothideomycetes; Pleosporales; Leptosphaeriaceae. The record is from RefSeq and is a predicted model, not a curated record.